This is a messenger RNA of Camelina sativa (false flax), 589 nucleotides long. RefSeq lists its product as uncharacterized. Lineage: Eukaryota; Viridiplantae; Streptophyta; Magnoliopsida; Brassicales; Brassicaceae. The record is from RefSeq and is a predicted model, not a curated record.
UCAGUUGUUAUUUAAAAAUAGUAAUAUAUCUCUACUCGUUUUUAGAAUAGUAAAAACUCUACGCAAAAAUCGGACACAUAUGAGGCCAUGUCUAUCUUUUGAAUCUUGACCAUCCCCUUCUACUCAAAACCAUUUCCUUUUCUCCCAAGAAACCAUUUCUCUCUCUCUUUCCCUGAUCAAACCUUUCUGACGAACUAAAAAAUGAAGAGUCGGAACAGAAACCUAGCCACACUGAGUUUGAUGAUAAUUACGGUAUUGACAUUGACGAAGAUCGUGGGAGGGCAAGAAGCACUACUAGGUAAGAAAGUAAUUCCGCUAUGCCACAGAGAAUGUAUGCCAAUAUGCAUGAAAGUGACCGAAGCCACGCAAGAGAUUUGCGAUAAUGCAUGUCAAGCAGGUUGUGUCCAGCUUCAAGGUCGAGGCACUGGACUUUCAGCCACGGAUCAAGGAGUCGAUAUGGUCAUCGCAUAAACAAUACUUUCUAGUGAUUGUUCAACAAUAUAUAGUUGCUUCUUUUCCUUUACAUGCUUGAUUAGAUUGUAAAUUCGGGUUUCGUUGUUCGUAUGAUAUGAUAUGAUAUAUAUCAGCA